GCUCUCCCGCUCCCAUCUUCUUUGCUUCUCUUUCCCAAAGAAAAAAAAAAGAAAAAGAAAAGGGGUUUCCUUUUAUUUUUUUUGGUGAAGAAUUUUAUCUGGAGCAGAAGAUCUCCUAGUGCUGCUGAGUUUGGUUUCCAUCAUAAUGAAGGAGAUAGCUGUUUCUGGGAACUUCAUUCCUCUCCAUGCUCUUGCCUCUGCUCUCCGUGCUUCUUCUAAGUUGAUUACAUCUUCUUCACCCAACCAGGGAAGGGUUCUGAGAGCAAACAGCAAAAGAAGAGCCUUGGAUGAUAAGAAGAAUGCCAAUCCACCUAAGAAGAAGAAGAAGCGAGCUCUUCUUAAGGAUAUCACAAAUGUUACCUCCCAUAAUUCUUAUACUACAAGCUGCUUAAGUGCAGCUAAACUUCAGGUGGAGAAUAUCAAGCAGAUCAAAAAGGGAAGGGCAUGUUCUUCCAAGGUGGCAUCAUCUUCUGCUAUGGUACAAGUUGAGUCAGAUUCAGCAGGAGUAAGCUUGUCUGGCUGUACUGACACAAACGAAGCAUCUUCUAGCUUAAAGCCGAGUUCCAGGUUGCCUCCUAGACCCCUUGGGAGGUCAGCUGAGAGACGUUCCACUGUGGCAAGUAUCCCAAAAUUCACUGACAUUGAUUCAGAUGUUAAGGAUCCUCUUCUCUGUAGCCUAUAUGCACCUGAUAUCUACUACAACCUGCGUGUUGCUGAGCUUAAACGCAGACCAUGUCCUGAUUUUAUGGGGAGAACACAAAGAGAUGUGACUCAGACAAUGCGUGGAAUCCUCGUUGAUUGGCUUGUUGAGGUCUCAGAGGAAUACACACUUGCAUCUGACACUCUCUACCUCACAGUGUAUCUCAUAGACUGGUUUCUAAAUGGGAACUGCAUGGAAAGACAAAGACUUCAAUUGCUGGGCAUCACUUGUAUGCUCAUUGCUUCAAAGUAUGAGGAAAUCUAUGCGCCACGCAUUGAAGAGUUCUGCUUCAUCACGGAUAACACUUACACAAGAGAUCAGGUCCUGGAUAUGGAGAGCCAAGUACUGAAGCAUUUCAGCUUUCAAAUUUACACUCCCACUUCUAAAACAUUCGUCAGAAGAUUUCUCCGAGCAGCUCAACCUUCUCACCUGAUGAUGUCAAGUGUGGAAAUGGAGUUUCUGGCGAAUUAUCUGACGGAAUUGACGUUAAUAGAGUGUCAGUUCUUGAAGUACCUACCUUCGGUUAUAGCUGCAUCGGCUGUUUUUCUAGCCAAGUGGACAAUGAACCAAUCAAGCCACCCUUGGAACCUAACACUUGAGCAUUACACAACGUACAAAGCCUCGGACCUCAAAGCAUGUGUUCAGGCCUUGCAAGAGCUGCAGCUUAACACCAAAGGAUGUCCCUUAAACUCCAUACGCAUCAAAUACAGGCAAGACAAGUUCAAAUGCGUGGCGGUGUUCACAUCUCCAAAGGUACCUGAGAGGCUAUUCUGAAAAAGAGACUCGGUUCAUCUCCUAACCGAUAUAACACGUACGUCAACGUCUGUCUGUAACAUUUGUGAUGGUCCGGUAAUCCGGUUCGGCCUCAUUCAUUUGCUCUCUCGCUCUCAAAUAAAAAGAGUUAGUAAUUUUUCCAAGGUCUCACAUUUAUACCAAAAAGAGUAACAGGUAGUGUAGACUUGUUUUGGUUCUGGUCCGUAUUACACGAGAGUUUAAUUUUUAAAAUUGUAAAAGUCGGAUCGGAUGUACAAUUUUUUUGGCUCAUCAGGCAGUUUCUGCUACGGGAUA
Molecule: messenger RNA, 1768 nt
Organism: Brassica oleracea var. oleracea
Lineage: Eukaryota; Viridiplantae; Streptophyta; Magnoliopsida; Brassicales; Brassicaceae
Product: cyclin-A2-4-like
Exons: 11
Coding region: 146-1474 (442 amino acids)
Biological process (GO): regulation of cyclin-dependent protein serine/threonine kinase activity; mitotic cell cycle phase transition
Cellular component (GO): cyclin-dependent protein kinase holoenzyme complex; nucleus; cytoplasm
Molecular function (GO): cyclin-dependent protein serine/threonine kinase regulator activity
Source: RefSeq, a predicted model, not a curated record